This is a messenger RNA of Indicator indicator, 5826 nucleotides long. RefSeq names its product KIAA1217 ortholog. Gene Ontology annotation, cellular component: cytoplasm. The record is from RefSeq and is a predicted model, not a curated record. Bases 1 to 5826 code for a protein of 1941 amino acids. Lineage: Eukaryota; Metazoa; Chordata; Aves; Piciformes; Indicatoridae. The transcript is spliced from 20 exons.
AUGGAGGAAAAGGAAAGCCAGAAACUUGAGCUGUGCCUGGCUUGCUCCACAGACAGCAGACAGAUGAAGGACCAGGCAAAACCCAGUCUGCAUGUGACGUCGCUAGACGAUGCGGAAUGCCUCCGAUCUAAAGAGCUGCGUUCGGCGCCCGGCAGCCACACUGCUCCUGGCUCAAAGGCAACCCGCAACAUCCCUCGAAGACACACCGUAGGUGGCCCUCGCAGUUCCAAGGAGAUACUGGGAAUGCAAACCUCAGAAAUGGACAGGAAGAGGGAGGCCUUUCUUGAGCAUCUGAAGCAGAAAUAUCCCCACCAUGCCACAGCAAUAAUGGGACACCAGGAAAGACUGAGAGAUCAGACUAGAAGCCCAAAGCCGUGCCAGAGCCCGCAGCCCACUCUGGGAGACCAGACAGAACACCUCUCUGAAGCAUCUGCUGAUUCCUUAGAGGCCAUGUCCGAGGGGGAUUCUCCAAGCCCCUUCUCGAGGGGCAGCCGCACACGGGCGAGUCUUCCCGUGGUGCGGUCGGCAAACCAAACCAAGGAGAGAUCACUGGGUGUUUUAUAUCUUCAGUAUGGAGAUGAAACAAAGCAGCUGAGGAUGCCAAAUGAAAUCACAAGCACAGACACAAUUCGUGCCCUUUUUGUAAGUGCCUUCCCCCAGCAGCUGACAAUGAAAAUGCUGGAGUCUCCCAGUGUGGCCAUUUACAUCAAGGAUGAGAGCAGAAACAUUUACUAUGAAUUGUGUGAUGUGAGGAACAUUCAAGACCGAUCUUUCCUUAAAGUUUACAACAAAGAUCCUGCACAUGCAUUUAAUCACACUUCCAGAGCUGUAAAUGGAGAUAUAAGGAUGCAGAGGGAAAUUGCUUAUGCAGGUCGCGAUGGCCCGAGUGCUUCCCGCCCCGGCUCCACCACCCACCCUCCUCACGCGAUGCCCAGCUCGCCACCCUCCACCCCGGUGCCCCACUCCAUGCCUCCCUCUCCGUCCAGGAUUCCCUACGGCGGAGGCCGCCCCGUGCCGGGCAACGCCACCAUCCCCCGGGACCGGCUGUCCAGCGUGCCAGCCUCGCGCUCCAUCUCGCCCAGCCCCAGUGCCAUCUUGGAGAGGCGAGACGUGAAGCCAGACGAGGACGUGAGCGGCAAGACCCUCGCCCUGAUCCGGAGCGAAGGUCUGUACGGGGACCCCUACUUGUACCACGAGGGGAGGAUGAGCCUGGCUGCUUCCCACUCCGGACACCCGCUGGACGUCCCCGAUCACAUUGUAGCCUACCACCGCGGUGCCGUGAGGUCCUCGAGCGCCUACUGCAACCCCUCCGUGCAGCCCGAAAUGCUGGAGCAGUCCUUGUACAGACAGAAGUCUCGGAAGUACCCGGAGAGCCACUUGCCCACUCUGGGCUCCAAAACGCCUCCCGCCUCGCCCCACAGGCUGGCUGACGUGAGGAUGAUGGAGAUUCAUCCUCACCAUAGCGCUCACAUCCCCACACACACCCUCCAGCCCGACAGGGCCUCUCCCAGCCGCCAGUCCUUCAAAAAGGAGCCAGCCCUCCAGCCUGCCUUUGUGGAUGCCAAAGCACGGAGCGCCCUCGGCCUCUCGGGCAUGGCUGAGGUGGUGCCACCCCCCGUCGACAAGCAGGCCUUUGGCUAUGGCUCGCCUGUGAUGCCCAAGGACAAGGAGACAAGAGAGAGGAUACAAGCCAUGGAGAAACAGAUUGCCAGUUUAACUGGUCUUGUUCAGUCUGCGCUUUUUAAAGGGCCAAAUACAAGUAAUAGCAAAGAGGCUUCUAGUGAGAAGAUGAUGUUGAAAAUUGCAUCCAGCAAGAGCAGCCUUGACACUGCAGGUGCUGCUAACACAUCUGGGGGGAAGAACGCGUUGGUCACUGUGGACUCAGCUGUCACCCAUCACCACCCUGCUGCAGCCCCAUCCAUGCAGCUCAGCCUGCACGGUAUGAAACGCAACGUGUCGGACCUGCGGCUGCAGCUGCAUCAGAUGAAGCAGCUACAGCUGCAGAACCAGGAGAUGCUGAGGGCGAUGGUGAAGAAAGCAGAGCUGGAAAUCAAUGGCAAGAUGAUGGAAACAGUGAAGAGGCUGGAAGAUCCUGUGCAGCGACAGCGCAACCUGGUGGAACAGGAGAGGCAGAAAUACCUCAACGAGGAGGAAAGGAUCGUAAAGAAGUUGUGCGAGCUGGAGGCAUUUGUUGAAGACCUGAAGAGGGACUCCAGUGCUUCCAGCAAGACAGUCACGCUGAAGGAUGUUGAAGAUGGAGCCUUUCUUUUGCGUCAAGUGGGAGAAUCUGUUGCCACCCUGAAAGGAGAGUUCCCCACGCUGCAGAAUAAGAUGCGUGCAAUACUGAGGAUCGAGGUGGAAGCCGUGAGGUUCCUGAAGGAAGAGCCACACAAGCUGGACAGCUUGCUGAAGCGUGUGCGCAGCAUGACCGACAUCCUCACCAUGCUCAGGAGACAUGUUACAGAAGGACUGCUGAGGGGUGUGGACCCAUCCCAAGCCAUGCAGUACUCUACCAUGGAAAAGGCCACGGCAGCUGAUGCCCUGAAAAGCCAGGAGGAGCUCAAGCAUGCGCAGGGGCACGCACAGCAAGGCCUCACGGCAGUCACGUCAGAGAACCAGGUGUCAUCAGUCAAGUCAGAAGUCAUCCCCUUCUCCACAAUGACAGUCCAUCAUGUGCAGAGCUCUCCUGUUGUCAUCCAUCAGUCCCAGCACUCAUCAGCCCUGGUCAACCACACCCAGGCUUCACCCACUGCAGCCAGCCACAGUGAAGGUGCGCCGGUGGGUGGCCACCUCUCAGCCACCCCUACAGCCCCGCUGCAAGAGCCCACAGCAGGAUCCCAACCUACACAAUCCACACCAGCACAGGUCUCUGUCAAUGGCACCACCAUGCAAAGUCUUCUCAUUGAGGAAAUCCACAGUGCAAGCACCAGGAACCGAGCUGUAUCCAUUGAGAAAGCUGAGAAGAAAUGGGAAGAGAAAAGACAAAAUCUCGAUCACUAUAAUGGAAAGGAAUUUGAAAAGCUCUUGGAAGAGGCCCAAGCCAACAUAAUGAAAUCAAUUCCUAACCUGGAGAUGCCUCCCCAGACAGCAGCACUGCCUAAAGGGGAUGCAGUGGAAAAGCUAGAAGUCUCAGAAGAAGUUCCUGAUGGAGAACAGGAUAAUGACAAGCUGACCAAGUCUCCACCUCCACCACCUCCACGGCGCAGUUAUCUGCCAGGGUCAGGACUAACCACAACAAGAUCAGGAGAAGUCGUCUAUGCAGCCAGAAAAGAGGCUGCUGCUGUCAAGGAAUGCAGUGAAGAUGCUGGGCAAGUAGGACAAUCCAAAGCCUCCAAAGAGGAGCAGGCAUUGCCUCGGAGCACAGGGCAUGCUGUAGCAUCAGCUGCAAAAGAUGACGAGGAAGAGGAAGGAGAUAAAAUAAUGGCUGAAUUACAGGCUUUCCAGAAGUGCUCUUUUAUGGAUGUAAACUCAAACAGUCAUGCUGAACAGUCCAGAAAUGAUGCACAUGUUAAAGACAUAAGGCCUGGGACUUUAAUGCAUCACAAGGAAAAGAAGGUGUAUGGGGCUACAACAGGAUCUCCCACAGAUAGUGACCAUCCUAAAGAGAAGAGGGAAGGGAAAACUGAAGAAGAAUUGGGUUCUGAUUCAUCCAGCACAGCUGACAGUAAAGCUGGCUUUUCAAUGAAUGACAGUCCUACAUUUAGCAAGGGUUUGUUUGUAGACAGUAGAGACUAUUCUAAGAAAAACCUUCAGAAUGUGAGCACAAACCUGUCUGGUGUCAGUUUGCCAGAGGAUGACAAAAGAAGAGGGGCUCGAGAUAUUUUAGGAUCUCAUUUUCCAGCUGUUGAAACUGGAAACCAAAAGCCAGACUACAGACCCUCCCAAGAUGCUCCCCAGGGCCCGCUGCAGGGUGAAGGCUUGCAGAGCACAGGCAGGCACAUCCCCAUCAGCAGUGUCGCCCCUCUCCUGAGGCACACGCAGGAGCCUGAGGGGCCUCAGCCUCCCUCGCAGGAGCAAGAAGCUUCUGCAGGCAGCUAUAACCAGGUUGUGCUAAGACCCAGAGUGUCCAGUGGUGAAGAGACUGACUCUCCCUCGAGCUCUCCAAGUGAAGACAGCCCACCUACAGAAAACAUCGCCUUCAUGAUUACUAAAACAGCUGUCCAGGUCCUCUCCAGUGGGGAAGUUCAUGACAUAGUCAGCCGGAAGGGUGGAGAUGUGCAAACAGUGAACAUCGACGCUAGGAAGGACACGGUGUCGGAGAAGGGCACCCUGGGAAGCAUGGACAGCGAAGAACCCGUGGUGUGUCUGGACAAGAAACCUGUCAUCAUCAUCUUUGAUGAGCCAAUGGACAUCAGGUCAGCAUACAAGAGGCUUUCUACCAUUUUUGAAGAGUGUGAUGAGGAGUUGGAGAAAAUGAUGACAGAUGAAAAGAUAGAAGAGGAAGAGGAGGAGGAUGAGAAUGAAGUGCACAACAUCUCCAAGAACCAGAAGGAAGAGCCCCCAGCAGCUGAUGACAGAAGAGCAAGCAUGGAGUAUUCAGCAGCUCAGAGUCUCGAGGAGCAGCACAUCACUGACCUUCAGCCUUCCUCUGACCCUGCAGAAAGCAGACUGCCUGUAGAGGAGGAAAGCACGAUGCCAAACCUUGACAAAUACCGUCAGAUCUAUGGGCUGAGCACACAAACAAGCCUGGACUCUGCUGAUCAGUUUGGAAGCAGGCAGGAUGCCAAGAAAAAAUUCAAGUUCAAAUUCCCUAAGAAGCAGCUGGCUGCUCUGACACAGGCCAUAAGGACAGGAACCAAGACUGGAAAGAAGACCUUGCAGGUUGUGGUCUACGAAGAAGAGGAGGAAGACGGGACUGUGAAGCAGCACAAGGAAGCAAAGAGAUUUGAAAUCACCAGGACUCAAUCUGAGGACAGUGACAAAAGUCCUUCCGGGAAGCAAGAGGGGGCCCCUGGAGCUGCAGCAUCCCUGUCUAGGACUGAUGAAAUUCGGCAGAGCACCUACCGGACAUUAGACAGCCUUGAACAGACCAUAAAGCAGCUGGAAAACACCAUCAGUGAAAUGAGUCCAAAAUCUAUCCCUGAAAACACACACAGCUCUGAGGGAAGCACUGUCCCCUUCUCUGCCCAGAUAGUAGCAGAGACCCCACCCCGAGAGCUUGUAGUGCUGGAUGAGAGCCUUGCUCCGGCUGCCCCAGCCACCUCACGUAAGGGCUCCAGCGCCGCCUCCCAGACCAGCCGGAUGCCAGUGCCCAUGGCUUCAAAGAGUAGGCAAGGAAGCACGGAGAAGGCAGGCAAACAGCACAAGCUGCAGGACCCACGCCAGUACAGACAGGCUAAUGGAAGUGCUAAGAAAGCUGGUGGGGACUAUAAGGCUACUUCCCCUACCCUACCUGCUUCUAAGAUCCCAGCCUUUUCUCCCACUUCUGGGAAAAGCAGCUCAGCACCUGCUUCUAGCAGUGACAGCUCUAACCCUCUUAAUCCACCUACUAAAAGCUCUAUUCCUUCCUCUACCCUUCCUCAGACAGGUCGCAUAACUUACUCUACCUCCCUCAUCCCCUCUGUCUCUAACGGUUCCUCCAAGUUUCAGAGCCCCUCUCACCCAGGGAAAGGUCACCAUCUCUCCUUCUCACUGCAGACUCAAAAUGGCCGGUCACCCCCUCCUUCCUCUUCUACCUCCCCCCCCUCCUCUACCUCUCCCACUUCACUGAACCAAGGUAUGAAGAGCAUCAGGACAAUCCACACCCCUAGCUUCACCAGCUACAAGGCACAGAACGGAAAUGCCGGCAAGUCCACCCCAGCCACCGCAGCCAAGGAGCCAUCCUAG